CUUCACACGCCUACAACUGCCUCCGCACUCCUGACCACAAAUGAAGUAAUGACCAAGGGGCCACAGUGCAAAGAAAAUCCAAAUUCUUGACCCGGGCACCAGACACCAGUGGUUCUGUAUCCAGCCUCGAGCCAGCCUUGCGGGCGCCCGUGGACAAGGCUUAUCGGCGAUAAGGAUGAAAUCCCUUGGCAGAGAAACUGCAACUUUUUCUUGCCCGAGGUUGAGGCAACCGAGAUCGAUUUUAUCUUGACAAACGCCCAGCAUGGCGCCCUCACAGCUCAAACAGUUGAAGGCCUCCUUGCGCGAUCACGGUGUCCUCGGCCCUCAAAAGUCCAAGAAACAACGGAAAGCCACAGCAAAAGAUGCCCAGAAACGCAUCCAGCGCAAUGCCGCCCUGGAAAGCAUUCGAGAACGCUUCAAUCCUUUCGAGGUCAAGGCACCGGCUCGGAAAGAAAAAUUCGACGUCGCAAGUGGAAAGAAAGCACAACCUGCGUUGGGUCGACCCGGUGUGACACGUGGUCUAGGCGAAGAGCGACGUCGAGAGACAUUGUUGAAAGAGAUGCAGAGUCGAAACAAAAUCGGAGGGUUGCUGGACCGUCGAUUUGGUGAAAACGAUCCUACCAUGACCCCUGAACAACGAGCGGCCGAGAGGUUCGCUCGUCAAAACGAACGAAAGUUGAGGAAAACAUCAAUGUUUAAUCUAGAGGAUGACAGCGAGGAAGAAAUGACACUCACCCACGGUGGGAGGUCGCUCGAGUUUGGGAAUCAAGCACAAGACGAUUUUGAUGAGCGUGAUGUCGCGGCCUCAGAUGACGACGUCGCAGAGUUUGAGGUGCAGAACGACAGACCACGGAAGAAGCUGCGCCUCGAAGACGCUGCGGACACACAAGAUGAAGAAGGCGACGAAUUGCCCCAGCGAAGAAAGUCGAAGAACGAAGUGAUGAAAGAGAUCAUCGCAAAGUCAAAAAUGUACAAGGCUGAGCGACAGGCUGCAAAAGCUGAUGACGAUGACUUGCGAGCGGAGCUGAAUAAAGGAAUGUCGGAGUUUUAUGAAGCUCUUCGAGGUCACAAACCACCCGAAAAGCAACUGUCUUCGCCGCCAGUCACGGAGGCUGAACCUCACAUGGAUCCUGCCCGGGCUGCAAUGUUGGCCGGCAAGAGCAGGCAAGACGCAGAGAAGGAGUACGAGGCCAAUCUCAGGGCGUUGAAACUGGAAGUCCGGUCCAAGCCCAGUGUGAGGACGAAGACGGAUGAAGAAAAGGCCGCCGAAGAAGCUGCAAGACUUGAAGAAUUGGAAAGAAAACGGAUCCGCCGAAUGAAGGGGGAAGCCGAGAGCUCAGAGGACGACGAAGAUGCCGAACUCGGUCCAGACGAGGAUUUCGAGGAAGACGAUGCCGAACCCUUUGGCCUCGCUGCACCGGAGGCCGCUCCAAGCAGAGACUUGGACGUAGAGGAUGAAGACGAAUUUCUGCUCGAAGAUGAUCUGAUAGCCUCUGAUUCUGAAGCGGAGGUGGCCAGCGAACAGGACCUUGACGAGUCUGAGUCCGAGGACGAGGUUGAAGAUGACGGGGACGACGACUUUAUAAAUGGCCUGGUCUUGCCACAAGGAUCGAAGGCAUUGCACGCCAAAUCAGCGGACAAAGCCCUGGUCAGCGACAAUCUUGCUUACACCUUCUCCUGCCCACGGACACAUGAAGAAUUGUCGGCUCUGGUGAAGGACACAAAAUACACAGAUUUGCCGACCAUCAUUCAGAGGAUCCGUGCGUUGUACCAUAAGGGUCUUGCGCAGGGCAACCAGGAAAAGCUCGACGUGUUUGCUGUAGUCUUGACGCAACACGUGGGAUACCUUGCGGACAACCACAGUGACGUACCCUUUUCGGUGCUGGAGAGUCUGGUGCGGCAUCUUCAUUCGAUGGCCAAAGCCUCACCGCAAGCAGUUGGAGAUGCCUUCCGAAGGCACCUUGAAAGUAUCGCUGAUGAGCGGCCUCUCAAACUCUCUCCUGGCGACCUGGUCAUCUUGACGGCUGUUUCGACCAUCUUUCCGACAUCCGAUCACUUCCAUGCGGUCGUGACGCCAGCGAUGCUCACACUCGGUCGGUAUCUUGGGCAGAGCUCACCACAGUCUCUGCACGAUCUGGGCGUUGGUGCAUACUGCUGUUCACUGGCGCUCCUGUAUCAGCGGCUGGCGAAGCGAUACGUUUCCGAAGUGGUCGCCUAUAUUGUUAAUGCCUUGGCCGUCCUUGCUCCAGCUUCGUUACCCGAGAAGGACAAAGACGGGCAGCCGCUGCAUAUUCCCCUCAGGCUACCACAAAAGUCAUUGCGGACCAAGUCAGCCGCAGAAGCAGCUCCAGGUAAAUUGUCCUUCAAACAGCUCGUCAUUGACGCAGACGGACAAGAUGAUGCUGCCAAAUCACUGGCUCUUCUCAACACUUUCAUCCGGCUUUCCAGCCAGGCCGCCGACUUGUGGAAGCAGAAAUCGGCUUUCCCAGAACUCGUAUCCCCUCUCAUACAAACCAUCAGCCACAUAAUCUCACACGGCGGCAAGCUUCCCAAGUCAUCAGUGGCGCUUGCCACGAGCACCUUGGAAACUUUGCAGAGUCUUCAGAAGGCAUCCAUCGAGUCUCGCCGACCUCUCUUGCUCCACAACCACAGACCUCUUGCGAUCAAAACUUCCAUCCCGGCCUUCAUUGAGAACUACAACCCCGACCGCCACUAUGAUCCGGACAGGCAACGCGCCGAACUCUCGAAACUCAAGGCUGAGCACAAGAAGGAACGCAAGGGAGCCAUGCGUGAGCUGCGCAAGGACGCCAACUUCAUGGCAAGAGAACAGCUUCGUGAGAAGAAGGAGAAGGAUGCUGCUUACGACAAAAAAUUCAAGCGGCUUGUUGCUGAAAUCCAGGGAGAAGAAGGCCGAGAGAAAAAGGAGUAUGAGAGGGAGAAGAGAAAGAGACAGGGUCGCUUCUAGGCAGAAUCAUCGACUAUUACGCUACAGCCGUCACUCCUCUUGUGAUACCCUUCGGAGCAAGUUACAUCAAAAGUAUAAGUAGAGGCAUUUGAGACAUCAGCUUGUGCUCGGUUAUCGCCACCGUGCUGAAGCAAAUAAAAGGCUCCAGUGCCAUGAAGACGUGUACGAAAAUGAACCCAUUCGCUAUGUCGAAUGAUAGACACGCUCAUCUAGAAUAGGACGCAGUGGAGACGCAAAAAGGAAAUGAUGCCACCAUGCUGACCUCAUCCUUUGCUGUUCUUGAAGCGGAC
Molecule: messenger RNA, 3255 nt
Organism: Exophiala xenobiotica
Lineage: Eukaryota; Fungi; Ascomycota; Eurotiomycetes; Chaetothyriales; Herpotrichiellaceae
Exons: 1
Coding region: 263-2965 (900 amino acids)
Biological process (GO): maturation of SSU-rRNA
Cellular component (GO): small-subunit processome; Noc4p-Nop14p complex; nucleolus
Source: RefSeq, a predicted model, not a curated record